GGCGACGCUCGCAAGCGCACACGCGCCCGGCUCGUUUGAAUGGUCGUUGCGUCUAGCUCUGCACACGACGACCGAGUGACUGGGGAUAUAAAAGCCGUGCCUCCUCGCCACGUACAUCUCAACAACCGAAGUUUUCGACAAACAACAAAUCCAGUGACAGCUACUAGCUUCUCUUCUACUCACUUCAGCACCGAGAAAAAGAACCGAAAUGGCCGAUAAGGGACCCUGCAAAGUUGCUGGUUGCAAGUGCGGAGCCGACUGUAAGUGCGGGGAUUCGUGCAAGUGCGGACCAAAGUGCACCAAAUGUGGUUCAAAAGACGGCCAGUGUGGCCCA
Molecule: messenger RNA, 334 nt
Organism: Geodia barretti
Lineage: Eukaryota; Metazoa; Porifera; Demospongiae; Tetractinellida; Geodiidae
Source: the annotation of a GenBank genome assembly